Molecule: messenger RNA, 891 nt
Organism: Penicillium subrubescens
Lineage: Eukaryota; Fungi; Ascomycota; Eurotiomycetes; Eurotiales; Aspergillaceae
Product: F-box domain protein
Exons: 1
Coding region: 1-891 (296 amino acids)
Molecular function (GO): protein binding
Source: RefSeq, a predicted model, not a curated record
AUGCCUGAUCCUCACCCACUGCGUCUUUACGAAAACUCCGAUUUCUUCAGUGGUCUGCCCCUCGAGAUUCGUGAACUUAUUGCGAGCUAUCUGCCAACGAGUGAUUUCUUAGCUCUGCGCGAAGCCUCUCGCUCGAUGGCUCCUCUCUUCCACAGCCAACAUUUCUGGCGUUCGCGGUUUUUGAUCGGUCGUGAACGGGGCUAUUUAAGAUACCUUCUCAGAAACCGUGACGGAAAAACAGACUGGCGACUCCUGCAUGACUGUACGCUCGGCCAGAUCGAUCAAUCUCAUCGUGACAUAUGCCAAACUCUCGUAACAAGGCUUUUGAUCUACGUCAACAGUGAAUCAAUCAGAUACGAAUGCCUGAGAACAAAGACUUCUACCAUGCAGCUUGAAGAAAAUCUGACAAGAAAACGCGGUGGCCUUCUGUGGGAUAAAGCUUUCAGCAGGUUCGGCUUUCCCGUAGGCCCGAGACCACACCGCGAGCUAUCGGACACCGCAUCGGACGCCGCAUACAUCGAAGCAACGGCAUACUAUACGCAAGUAGCCGCGGUAUCUGCUGAUUGGGUCGAUCUUGGGGUUUAUGCCCUAUUCGAUACUGAGUCUAACGAUGUUACUCAUAUCACGGGGCUAGAGCUGAUUAACAGAGAGCAACCCAACACUCUCAUUGGAUAUGGGCUGCCCGGCGGACGAGCACGUCAAGAGAUUAUCGACAUCCACCUCCUCACUUUCGAGGGCUUCACUGUUUCAGGAAAAUCAGGCCAAAUUUACGGGAUCCAAGGCCUUCAUGAACAAAAGAAAUCUCGAUGGAUAGGCAAGUCUAGAGGGGCGUUCAGGCUACUAUCGUUGGCUCUCCUCAUAUCUGUUGCAUCAAAGCAUACUUUCAUGUAA